Molecule: messenger RNA, 6807 nt
Organism: Nezara viridula (southern green stink bug)
Lineage: Eukaryota; Metazoa; Arthropoda; Insecta; Hemiptera; Pentatomidae
Source: the annotation of a GenBank genome assembly
GUUGUGAUGUUGCCUUUGGUUUGAAUAAGUCGGCAUGGCUUUAAUUAAAAGAAAUUAUUUCAUUUUGUGCCUAAUUUGUUGUUAUAUACAAUUAAAUUAUGGAGAUGAUUUAGCAGGAUCCAAAUUAAGUGUUCCCAGAGUAUUGCUUCCUCUGUUUAGGGAUUUAUCUAUCAACUUUACCUUGGAUAUCAGUGGUGGUGGCUGUUACAAAUGGUCUUCUUCAAGGCGUGAUAUAGUAGAAGUUGUACCGUUGUAUGGAUAUGCAGAGGAAUGUUCUCGCCAAGCAACGAUCACUGUUGUAACUAAAGAAUUAACUAGAAAUACAGCUAUCAUUCUUGCUAAAGAUGUAUUUACUGGUCAAAUUCUGCGGGCAGAUGUAAUUGUUGAUAAAAUAGAUUCUUUGCAAAUUGUUACAACUACACGUGAGCUUUUCAUAGAAGAACCACCUGAAAUGUUUGAAGUGAGAGCUUAUGAUGACCAAGGAAAUGAAUUCACUACUUUAGUCGGUGUGGAGUUCCAAUGGACUGUGCAUACAGUGGCACAUGCCUCCACUGGUCCGGUUAUGAAAUUGAUGACUUUCUCUGACUCACCUUAUGAAACUCCUCUCCCCGUUGCCAAUUUUGAUAGGCUCGGAAAACAUGGUCAUAUGGCUUUACUUGAGGGAAUAAGGACCGGCUCUGCCAAAGUAUCGGUAAAGCUGCCUCAUAGUGAAUAUAAACAAGUACCAGCUGUCGAUGUUCAACUGAUUGUUGUAGCUAAUCUUAUUUUGAAGCCAGCUGUUGCGUUCAUAUUACCUGGGGAUGUGAUCGAGUAUCAGUUAUAUCAGAUACGUCAAGGGAAAAUGAUAAAUAUCAAUUUUAUGGGUGCACAAUAUAGUCUACUUUCGGAAAAUGAGGAUAUCGCAGUUGUUAGCGAAAGGAAAGCCUUCGCCAAAGUCGCUGGUCAGGUGAAGAUAAUCUUACGAGACAACAAUGUGCCAGAAAGCGAUAAGAUAAUUUAUCCUUCUGCAACGCUGAACGUGGCUCUUCCUAGUUACAUGACACUGAGCCUGUUACCCUUCCAGAGUUGGUCAUUGACCAUUAAUCAGAAUGCAACAAUAGUUCCACAACUUUUUACUAGCAAUGGGCAGAAAUUUUAUAUUGGAGAAAAUGCUGAAAUCCGUACUUCUGUUCCAAAAGAGAAUUUUCAUGUGCAGAACGUGAUAAGGAACGGCUCAGUUAUAGGAAAGACCAUAAGAAUCGGUUCCGGACACGUCACCUCUGCCUUGUAUGGUGUCAAUGACCCAAAUAUAAAUCAACCUCUCAAACUUCAGACCUCCGCCACCCUUGAAGUGUUUCCUGACCUUGGCAUAACACCGGGGCUUUAUGUUGCUCCAUGGAUCGACAGCGACUUCCCUGCAUUGUCAUCUCACAAAUUGACUGCAUUCGGAGGAGAUGGAGAUUAUGAGUGGAAUUCGGAAAAUAAAGCUGUAGUAGAAGUGAAUCAAGAUGGUCUUUUGAAAUUUAAUGGGCUUGGUCAAACGCUUGUAAAUGUUUGUAUGCGAAAAAAUAAGCUCAUAAAGGCUUCGAGUAGAAUUUAUGUUCUUGAACCUCACAGUUUGAGUGUAUUUUCUGAAUACAGUGAAGUACCCGUCGGAGGAGAAGUUGUGUUGCACAUUUCACUGUUUGGUAAAGUGACGAUCGGUAGCACUACUAGAUUGAAGGCGUUUGAUUAUUGUCAGCAUUUGGAGUUCAUCGUUUCUCCUCAAGAUCCAUUUUAUAAAAUCGAGAAAGCUGUAAAUAAUUCGCUUGGUUGUGCUGCAAGAGUGGUUAAAAGCAGGUCAGUUGGAGAGGCUGAAGUAGUUGUCAAACUCAGGCUCCCCACAGUGACAUUAGAAGGCUCGUUACGCAUCAGAUCACACCCACCGUUAGUGUCUAUUCAGCCGAUUUCGAAGCAGGUCUUGCUGGCCCUUGGGUCAUCGUACCAUGUGGUAUUUUCUGGAGGACCUUCCCCAUCUUUUGGACCAUAUUCUACUCAUUUAACUAUUACAAAUGACAAAAUUUCUGCAUCUAAAGUACACGAAAGACCUGGACUCUAUGUUUACAGUGUUACUUGCCUACAGAUAGGCUCUAGUGAUGUCAAUAUUUUUGUAAAAACUAUGCCGCUGAUUAAAUAUAGCAAAAGUGUAGAAAGUGUUUACAGAGUAAAAGUUUUUUGUAAACUUCCUAAAAGCUUAAAUGUAAUCAGAAACUACAAUACAGGGUGCCCUGAUGUUAUACAAGACAAAAUUAUUGCGUAUCCUUCAAGCAAAACUAAAUUUAGUAUUAAAAUAAUGGAUGAUCUUGGCAACUCUUUCGACAAUGCUACAAGUUUAUUGUAUGAUUGGAAUUUUCUUAAUCAAACUAUGGCUACCUUUCAAGAACCUAACAAAGUUUAUCUUGAUGAAGUCGAGUAUGAUUUCUACAAGCGUCCUUUGACUCAUUAUAUAGUAGUCAUUACUAAUAAUAAUACCGGAGAGGUAUUAGGAAAGGGAAUGGCAUUCAAUUAUAGGAAGGAAGCCCUGACUCAAUACAAUUUGAACAGGGAGGAUUGGUCAAUACAUGGCAAAGUAGUCACUCACUUUGCUUUAUCUGUUGCUUCGGAACCAUUCAUUGAAACAAGUUUCAUGUCGAUAUUUAAUCAUCCUUUAAAUAUGGUCAAUUUAUUGAUAACAGGUGGAUCGGGACAUUUUCAAUUUGAAGUCAAACCGCGGUCUAUAGUUGAUGUACGAUACGUUCAUCAGAAGAAGAUGGCUGAAAUUCAUCCCUUAAAUGAGGGUACUUGUGAAAUCACAAUUGCUGAUAGAUGUUUACCUCCAUUCUUCAACAUGUCCAUAGAUGUCAAGGUGAUAAAUGUAGCUUAUCUCCAAAUUGAAACUGCCUCAAAGAUUCAAGAAGGACAACAGAAGAAGGUUACCGUAAAGGUGUUUGAUAAGGAGGAAUAUCCAUUGGCAUUUCCUGUGUUUAGUGUCGAAAAGAUGGGAAUGGUCAUGGAAUGUUCAGAUACGAGCAUUGCCGAUUUUGAUAAAACUGAAAAGGUCUCAAUGGAUAGUAACAAAGGCAUAAUUAACUUUAUACUUAAGGCAAAGAAAAUUGGCGAGGUUACCAUAUGGGCGAGGUGGUUUAACAUCACUAGCAAUGUCCUCAACAUCCAGGUUUUUCCCAGGGUGAAGAUCAACCCCAGAAACUUAACCUUGGUCGUCGGCUCAGAGAUCCAAAUAGAUAUCAUUGGAGGACCUUCCAUUGAUUCUGCAUUGCAGUACAUGACAGCUGAUUCAUUUAUAUCUACUGUAUCACCUGAUGCUGUUGUGAAAGGAUUGCGACCUGGUCGAACUUCUCUCACUGCCAUAGCUGUUGGGCAUCAGGGAGAAGUUUACAGUAAGGAUACCGUAGAAGUAAAUGUUGUUACAUUGGCAGGUGUUUAUAUUGUAGCACCUAUUACUAAUCUUGGUGUCGGCAACAUGAUGCCUAUGUGGGCCUGCGGCUUACCUCAUACCAUUUCACCAUUAUUGCUUGGUUCUAUAUCGCCUCCAUUACAAUUUAAGUGGUCUACAUCAGUACCUAACAUCGUCAUGAUAAAAGAUGUGUUCUAUAACACAAAUAUACAGAUAGGAAAUGAAAACAAGCUUUCAGUUCGCAUUUUGGGCCUAAAGCCUGGACAAACAAGUAUUGAACUUUCAGUGACAGGUAGAGGUUUCGAUAAGAACAUUUUCACUUUCAACAGUUCUUUCCGAGUGGACGUUGUUAGCAGGCUGGAGUGGAUGAGGCCAAAUAUAGGUUUUCCGUUCAUGCUGAUGGCACCCAACACUAACUACCAACUGAAGACAAAUCUAGUGGAAAAAGAAGUGAAGUAUCGCAUAAGUACGAUGAGGAUAUUACCUGAAACUGUCUUGGGCGACAACAAUGUAGUACAGAUUUCUUCUGAGGGUAUUCUUACAUCAGGUAGCAAUUUUGGAACAGCGGUUAUUUCUGCCAGAUCUUCAGAAUUUAUCUCCGGCUCUGAUGAGAUUCACUUGAUGGUCAAGAUCAGGCCUGUUCAUUAUUUAAUGAUAAAUGUCGAUACUCCUCUUGAGACUUCAGAAGAUGUCAAGUCGCUUCCACGUGGGCUGUACUUAAACAUCAACAUAACUUAUCAUGAUAAAUAUGGUUCUGUAUUUUUUGUGGCACCAUUUUCAAAACCUGUUCAUAGUUGCAGCGUCUGUUCAAAGGUUCAUAUUGAGUAUUUAGAAUCAAAUCAUAGUUUGGUUACAAGUUUAACCAGCAUUGGUAGUGUAAUCUUGAAAUUCAAAGACGUGAUGUAUGGUAGGCAAAUUGAGAUGGAAGAUUAUGUUAAGAUACCAGUUGACAAUUACAUUUCACCAAAUCGGAAUUUUAUGACAGUUGGUGAAAUAAUUUGUUUUUCGACACCUCUAAUAACUGACAAAGGUGUUUGGUCUGCUGACAACAAUCCGAUAUCAAUUAGCAAAUAUGGUGUUGCUAAGGCAGUGAGGCCUGGUCCGGCCGUUAUUACUUUCUCUUUGUCAUAUCCAGAACCUCGCAUAUUGUCAUCUACUGUAGUGGAAGUUUUACCCCUUCAAUCAUUCCUAUUUGGAUCUAUGUCUCGAAAAAUGAUUACUAAUAGCAUAAAUGUCGUAUAUUUGGUGCCUGUAUUCUUGAUUAAUGAAAAACAGAAAAAGCAUGAAUAUUAUUCUAAGAAUUGUCGAAAUCAACAUGUUGACAUAGACAUUUAUCCAUUUUCUUGUGAGCUACACUAUACAUCUUCGUCUAAACUUUAUCCAGUAGAGAAUAUAUUUAGUGUUAAAGCUGACUUUAAUAUUACAAUGGGUUCCUACGCCUGUGUGAUAACACCUAUCAAAGGCGCAGCUAAGGACAUCAGCAAGAUCGAGAGCAAUAUUACUUUGACCGUGACUAACCAAAAGUCAUUGUAUGAGACUUUAUUGAUUUAUUUCUAUCCUCAGUUUAAUCUUGAUAACAAUCGUGUGACCAUCACCAAAAGACUUCGAACGGUAUUUAUUGAAGUUUCUGGGAUACCAGCUGUACUCAAGGAUUUAUUUGCUAUCGCAAGUGAUCCUGAAGUGAUUUCAGUCGGUGAUCCAUUUUUGAGUGAUGACAAUGUGCUGAGUAUACCGAUAAUACCUCAGGUAUUCGCUGCUGGCGUUCCAGAAAUCUACAUUACAGUAUCAUCAAAGUUGACUUCGCAAGAGGAAAGAGUCCAGGUUGUGUUCACUGACACCGCAGAACCAGAAAGCUUUCUGCGCUCAUUAAUAAAUGUUAUAUACCACAUCGUUAUGGCUAUCUUUGAGGGUCUUAUUUUCUACCAUCCUAUAAACAGCUUCAUGGUUUAUUCUCUGAUUCUCUGCAUCGUCGUGUAUUAUUUUGCUUCGUUUUUGAUGCUAAAGAAUGACUAUGCAGAAACUCCAUCAAGACCAGCACAUUUGAUGUCACCCAAAUCCUUCAGAAGGGUAACUACAACCAGUAGAUUUAACAGGCCGCGCCCGAUGCCUGGAUCGGCACCAAGUGUUUUUUUGACAGACAGCCACUUGCUACAUCAAGAAAGCAACCACAGCUUCUAAACACUUCGUAGCCAGAAGGCUAUUACGGACCGAUGCCACUGUACUUACUACCUCGACUGAUAGCUAAUUUUGCUCUAAUUUUGUUGAGUACUUCUGAUAUUAAGUUUAAAGUUUUUAAGAUGUUGAAAAAGAAAGGAGUCUUUUAUUGUGUGUAUAUAAGUUUCAUGUGCUCACUCAAUUUGUCUAAAAAAUUGCUCUUUUAUAACUGGGAAAAUAUUUUAAUUUGUUGAAAAUUAAUUAUAAAUUAACCACAUUUACAUAACUUAAAACUAAAUUAAUGAUGUUCUCUCGUUUUUAAAGUGGUCUUCCAAGGUAAAAUCGAACAUGCCAUAAAAAAAAUAUUUUUGUAAAACUUAUAUUGCACAUAGUUCAGUUUGUAAAUAUGUAUUUAUAUAUUAUGAGCUAGUUUGAAUUCCCUUAAUAUUCAGUGCUUAUUGCCCUGAAAAGUAUACAUACUCUACCAUUUUUUAAAUUUAAUUUAAUUUUAUUUUCUUCUUUGGCUUUGUAAUAUUUGAUAAAAUUGUGAAGUUGUCUAUUGCAGACAACUAACUAUAUAACUUGUCUAUGUUAGAUCGAUGUACUACAUGGUGUAGGUAACUAUGUUAGAAAUAAUUUGUAUAAAGUUUGUUUUAGCUUUAAAAAUUUGUUUUUAACUAAGGAUUGAAUGUAAAAGUAUUAAUUCAUCUUAAAUAUGUUAAUUUCUUUCUUCAAAUUUGUUUAUUAUAAAAAAAAAUUAAAAUUUGUUUAGUCUUUUCUAGUUUUAAAGAUAUUAUAUAUCUGAUAUUAUUUAUUGAAUAAGAUGGUUUACGAGACAAUUUUUUUUCAUUAUAAAAAGAAAUACGAUAUAUUCACUACCACUGAAGACUGAAGUGUAGAGCAAUAAACUUAAUGCUGUAGUGUUUUAUUUUAAUUGUUUAAUGUCGUUAUUUAUAAAUAUUCCUUUCCAUUAUUACUGAAAACUAUAAGUUACCUGUUUUAAAAAUAUUUGAUAUGACUAUCUGAAAUUGUGCAAUGUCCAGAUGAUUUUUUUUCUAUGUGUGCGUAUGUGUGUACAUUUUAUUGUAUCUGUGACUGUAUUUAUUUGUACAAAGAGUGUGAUUUUGUAUUUGUACAGUGAUUAUUUUUAUUUUUUGAAAUGUGUAAACGUUUACAUGAUUUGAUAUUAGACUUAAAAUCAUUUCUUUGUAACAAUUUCUUAAUAAACAUGUUAAUAAUUU